UUACGUUUCUUACUUCUUACUUUUAAUUCUUACCUUACGUCUGAAUGGCGCCCUGAACUGAAUCGCUCGAACGACGCAAUACACCACGGCCGAUAAGGAACUCCGAUACGGCCGUAGUUUCCGAAAAAGAGCCGACCAACAAAUUUUCCAUGAUUGUCUCAUCUGGUCAUCGCUUGACUCACCAUAUCCUCCGUCUUUCUCGCCGUUCUCUCUUCAUGGCCGCAUCCACCACCGUCAAUGGAACAAAAAACAGAGACAACCUCAUUCCUUUUGCCUCGAGACUGAGAGAGGGUCGGGCACUUGCUGAGGAUGUCUGGUCUAUCUUCAAUGCAGCAAACCUCCCAGCCGACUGUAUCAAUCUUGGACAGGGAUAUAUGAACUUUCCUCCUCCAAGCUGGGUCAAGGAAGCAGCCCAAGAAGCUCUUUCAAGGGUAGAGACGAACCACUACUCCCAUCCCAAGGGUCGUCCGCGUCUUCGCAAGGCGAUCCAGGACUUUUACAGCCCCCAGUUCGGCCGCGAACUCGACAUAGAGAAAGAGAUCCUCGUUACCAGUGGAGCGAACGAAGGACAGUACAGUGUUUUCACCGCGUUCCUUGAGAAAGGCGAUGAAGUUAUCAUGUUUGAACCCUUCUUCGACCAGUAUCUCCCAUCGGUCAUCUUCAAUGGCGGCGUUCCCGUCUAUGUUCCAUUGCAUCCUCCCAAAGCAGAGGGAAAGUCGACGAGUAACGAUUGGUCUAUCGAUCUUGACGAGCUGAGACGCGCGAUAACGCCCAAGACCAAGAUCAUCAUCAUCAACACUCCGCACAAUCCGGUGGGCAAAGUGUUUACGCGUGCUGAACUCGAAGGCAUCGCCAGCCUAGCGGAAGAAUUCAAUCUCCUUGUAAUGUCGGACGAAGUGUAUGAUGGUCUGGUUUUCGAUGGCAAGGAACAUGUCCGGAUAGCUACCCUUCCGGGAAUGUGGGACCGUACCGUAACUGUCGGGUCUGCAGGAAAGGCUUUCGCAGCAACCGGUUGGCGUGUAGGCUGGCUUAUCGGACCGGAAUCCAUCAUCCGCCCCACGCUCGCCGCGACGACCCGCAUCGUAUUUUGCACCAACUCGCCCCUCCAGGAAGCCGCAGCCGUUGGACUCGAACUCGCCCCCAAACACAACUUCUUCCAGAUCCAAAGGGAUGAGUAUGCGGAGCGUAGGAAGGUACUCACGGACUGCUUCGACGGCCUUGGGUUAAAUUACACGUUCCCCGAGGGAGGGUACUUUGUGUUGUUGGACGUAUCGAACGUCAAGUUUCCUGAUGAUUAUCCGUUCCCGAAGAGUCUCCAAGGAAGGGGAAGGGAUUUCAAGGCUAGUUGGUUCCUCGCCCUCGAACUUGGUGUUUCAUCGAUUCCUGUCAGCGAGUUUUAUUGCGAGGAGCAUGCCGGCAUCGGUGAAGCCUUCCUCCGCUUUGCAUUCUGUAAAGACGUAGACACGCUGCACAGAGCAGUUGAGAGGUUACAGGGUAUAAAGAAGUAUCUACAAUAGCCAUUGUGUUGAACCGAAAGUAGAGUUUAGACAUUUUGAUCUACUUAAGCGAGACAUAAAAUUAACAUACGCCAAACAAG
Desarmillaria tabescens is the source of this 1597-nucleotide messenger RNA. Its product is annotated as 1-aminocyclopropane-1-carboxylate synthase 1. Gene Ontology annotation, molecular function: L-kynurenine:2-oxoglutarate transaminase activity; pyridoxal phosphate binding. NCBI's taxonomy places the organism in Eukaryota, Fungi, Basidiomycota, Agaricomycetes, Agaricales, Physalacriaceae. Gene Ontology annotation, cellular component: cytoplasm; mitochondrion. Bases 150 to 1517 code for a protein of 455 amino acids. The record is from RefSeq and is a predicted model, not a curated record. The transcript has 7 exons. Gene Ontology annotation, biological process: biosynthetic process.